AUGCGAACGGCGCUUGGUCCACGACUGAGAUCUCAAACUUGUCUGCGUCUCCGUCUCCCAUCGCCCCGAUCACCUCUCUUCCCACACCAAUGUGUCACAGCUCAACAGGAGUCACUACCUAAUGCUCCAUCACUCCGCGCACACUGCUGCUACUCGACCAACACGUCAGCUGUGCAGAAAUGGCCCCUCCGCGACCUUCGAGACAUCUCUCGAAAGACUCCGCUAAUCUUUCACCUGACCUCCGAUAAUCCCUACUAUAACCUUUCAAUUGAGCACUACAUCCUCGUCAAUUCCGAUCCUGCAUCGCAAAUCCUGUUAUUCUACACCAACCGACCAUGCGUGGUUAUCGGGCGCAAUCAGAACCCGUGGUUGGAGACAGACUUGGGUAGGUUGAAGGCAGGCCGCAGGAUAUCCAAGACCGACAAUGUAAACAAGGACAGUCUAGAUGGCCCUCUCGAUCUGGUGCGGCGACGCAGCGGUGGAGGAACUGUGUUUCACGACGACGGCAACCUGAACUAUAGCGUCACCGUCCCCAACACGGCCAAAUCCUUUACACGGUCGCUUCAUGCCGAAAUGGUCGUCCGGGCUUUAUCACCUCUGGCGGCGCGUCUUGGAUUCACCGAUCUCAAGGUCAAUGACCGCAACGACAUUGUCAUGCGCUCUAAAGAAUCUUCCCCACAAACUUCGGCCUCGCCAACGUGGCUCAAGGUCAGUGGCAGCGCAUACAAGCUCACCAAAGGCCGUGCUCUCCACCAUGGCACGCUCCUGUUCUCAAGCCCAAACCUGUCCAAAAUAUCAUCUCUCCUACGAGGUCCCGGCCACGAUUAUAUUCAAGCCAAAGGCGUGGAGAGCGUGCGCAGCAAAGUCGGCAACCUUGCAUGGACCGACAAUCUCGAUCAACGAGCUCAGACCAAACAAGUCAUUACUGAAGCCAUCUGCACCGAAUUCUGGGACAUGUACGGACUGGACUCCGACCAGACACGGAUUCCACGCCAAGUAGGGUACAACGAAAUCUAUCUCGAUGGAACUGAAGCCGACGAGCGACAGAAUCCAGAUAUCGCAGCUGGAGUUGCCGAAUUAUCCACGCGGGAAUGGACCUUUGACCAGACUCCAAAAUUCGACUUCACCAGUCCUGUGGUCGACGGAGUCCAGAUCAUGUUCCACGCUGAUCGAGGUGGACUGUUACAUCGUAUCUCGCUCCAUCGCACCAAUGGCGAUGCUGACGUAAUCGUGCGUGCUCUCGAUAAGGAUGAGUUGAAGCGACGUCUGACUGAACACCCUGGCCCUAGCCAUGGCAAUGGCAAUAGUGACGCCACACUCGGUCAUGUAUCGCAAUUCGUCCAAGAAGCUGGCCGUAUUCGUACCGUCACUAAUUGGAAGGGACUUCUCAAUGCGUUGUUUGUCGACCCUGCUGUCGAUAACGUCGACAUCUAUAUUCCAGAGGCUUUGAUACAACGUAUCGAAGAGAUCUUCCCAUAUAUAUCCGUCGGCUCUGAGAUGAAAUAG
Messenger RNA from Exophiala mesophila, 1506 nucleotides. RefSeq lists its product as uncharacterized. Gene Ontology annotation, biological process: protein lipoylation. Lineage: Eukaryota; Fungi; Ascomycota; Eurotiomycetes; Chaetothyriales; Herpotrichiellaceae. The record is from RefSeq and is a predicted model, not a curated record. The transcript has a single exon. Gene Ontology annotation, cellular component: mitochondrion; cytoplasm. Bases 1 to 1506 code for a protein of 501 amino acids. Gene Ontology annotation, molecular function: lipoyltransferase activity.